Molecule: messenger RNA, 3241 nt
Organism: Nilaparvata lugens (brown planthopper)
Lineage: Eukaryota; Metazoa; Arthropoda; Insecta; Hemiptera; Delphacidae
Exons: 4
Coding region: 329-922 (197 amino acids)
Biological process (GO): arachidonate secretion; phospholipid metabolic process
Molecular function (GO): structural molecule activity; A2-type glycerophospholipase activity
Source: RefSeq, a predicted model, not a curated record
CGCUCAAAUUCGCCAUCGGCUCAACAUUCAAUUCUGCAAUUCAAUUUAUCGUAAUCCAAGAUUGAAAUCUUCAAGUUUAUUGUUAUUUGAAAUGUAUUAUCAGAUUGCUUAUCCAGUCUGUGUUUGGACAAUUCUUGAUAGAUUGUAAAUUAUCACAAUAAAUGGAGCAUUGCCUAUAACUUGCUGUAUAGAUUUGAUGAUUAUAGUUUUGUAUGAAACAUUUACAAUACCACGAAAGUGCUGUUUGAACAUCUUUUCAUUCACGAUUCAAUCUUCUCUUGAUAAUUAUUUGGUAAUCUGUUUGUAGAAAGGAUCAUCAGCUUCAGAAAUGAUUGAAUCAAUUCUUACACCAAGACAACAAAUAUUCCUGUUCAUAAUAUUUGUAAUCAAUUUUGACAUAUUUCAUGCUAUGCCAUAUUCAGAUAUAUCCCACUUAACAAUUCGAAAACGGCAAGUUCAAGAAGGAGAUUCUGACAAUUUGAGCAGCAACACAAUGAGAUACUCAAACAUCUUGGAAGAAGGUGUAACUAGGCAUAAAAGACAAGGUGCAACAGUUAAUCAAGUAAUUGAUAUACUACCCAUAGAACUUCAUUUUCCUGGCUAUCAUUACUGUGGACCUGGUACAAACCUAGAGGACAGACUGGCUAGAGGUGAUCCAGGCAUCAACAAGCUUGAUAAAGCUUGCAAGGAGCAUGACAUUGCAUAUUUGAGGAGUAGUGAUACAGCAAGCAGAGCAGUAGCAGACAGAAUUCUGGCACAGCAAUCUUGGAGGAUAGCAACUUCUUCAGAUGCAGGAUUGUCAGAGAGGAUAUCAGCAUUGAAAGUAGCCAGCAUCAUGAAGGCAAAGGCAGAGUUUGGAGGAGAAAGGAAAGGUCCAGGAAUAAAUUGGGGUUUGAGUAGCAGCCUUGAGUUAAUUAGAUAAGUUGGUGGUUGAGAAGGAGGUGAGGGUAGUUAAAGACAUGGUAUUUAGAUGAAAACGGUAGGGGUCAUGGAAUGUGUGUGCAGUGGCCAGCCAGCAAGAUUGUGCCAUAGCCACCAACCAAGGUUUACCUAUCAGCAAUUCAUGAAAUUAUUGUAUUUGUUGAAAACAGAUGAUUGGAUAUAAAAUGAUAUCAGCUGCACUGGAGAUUUAGCACAAACAUGUGUGUGACACCUACUAUCUUCUUCUAUAUAAUGUGGUUAAUGAAACCCAUGACUAGUCUUGAAUUUUGAGAGAAAUUCCAUCUCAAUAAACCUUGCCUUGACAUCUGUUUGCAGAAUGUCAUGGGAGUGAUGAAUGUGGUCGUGAUCAAUGGUGCUAUAAUAACAUGUGUGACUAUCCAUGCCCAAAAGUGACAUGUGGAGAGGAAGAAGCAUGUAUUGUACAGGACCAUUCACCUGUAUGUCUACACCACACCCGUGUCAAUCAGAUAAGAGUUGAUGAGUAUCUCAUGGGACAAACACAAGAUUAGAUAUUUGAAUCAGUAGAUAAUUGAUUGCAGAAUAACUCAUUAAGAAUGUUUGUAACAUUCAUGUAUUAUUAAAGAUGUUUCAAAAUUUUUAAAUCAAUAUACCCCAGAUGACUCAUGCAGAAAGAUGAUGGAAACAUCCUUCCUCAGGUUAUCAAAUGUUGCAAUGCUCUUGGUCUGUAUACAUCAUAUGAUGGCUGAUGUCUUAAUUCUGAUGUUUUUGAAUUGCUCUAUAAGUGAUUUUCAAACAACUGCAUGCCUAUAUUUUAUAUUAUGCAUGCAUCAAUUCUUUUUUUUCAUAGACAAUACUGAAAGGGAACCUAGAUUUGAUUACAUUAUUCCAAGGACCUUUCUUUCUAUAGACCUUGCAUGGUUUAUUCAUAGGUAGAAAUUAGUUUUAGAAAUGGGACAGGGCCACAUUAGCUGUAGCCUACUCUGGGUAUAGGUAAUAAAGGUUCAUCCUGCAGCUAUCUAUUAUCAUACUCUUUUUUCCCUUAUUUUGAUUCAUUUUAGUGGCCUCUCCUCUUUGCUGGAAGGCAUUAUUUCCAUCAACAAAAUACAUAAAUAGAACAUUAACAUUACAAAUAAAUGCAUAAUAUACAGGAAAUAAAUAUUUCCCCACAUAGGCUAUUUGUCUGUGUGUGGGGAAAGAAUUCUUAUAUAUAAUAAGAAUACAAUAUGAAUUAUUGCAAGCAGCAAUGUAUGAAGUGACUGAAACAUUACUUCUGUUUAGGAAUCUAGAAUAAAAGAUACUGUACAGAAAACUGGCUUAUCCUGUGACAUCAUUGGAACUCAAAUAGUUUCUAUUCUCCCCAUCUUUUCAAAGUUUAAUUAUUAGGCAACUUUUAAAGUCUAGAGGAAACUAGUAAUCUUCAGAGAAUUAAGCUAUUCUAUUUCAUAAUAACAAAGCAUAAUAAUUUCACAAUGAUGAGAAUAAUGUUGAGUGUUUUCAUAUUCUAGAAUAUGGACUCAAGGAAGUAGGAUUGAGUGAGUAAUAAGAUUCAAAUUGUUCCUUGGAGAAACUUUUAAAGAAGAUUCUCAGUCAUGAAGAAAGCUUGCAACUGCAGGAUCCAAGUUUUUUCAAGUGACUGAAUAAUCUCUAGCUUUAUUAAAUUUGUUCCAUGUAAUGGAUCAUUUGAUUUAAUUUAGGCUGUAGUUGAAUUUAUUAUUUAAAGAGAGAUUUCAUUGAGUAUUUUGAAUGAAGAAAAGGUGAAAGACAGACUAAUGGUCUCUCAAGUUUUCAAGCAAGAACAGUAUCACAAGAUGGAGUUUUGUGGGAAUUGAUCAAGUAUUGGAUUCCUGAAAUCAUUUAGAAGAUCAAUAAUUGAAGGUUAGACCACAUGAAAAUCAAAUAAAACUUUGGAAAUAGUAAGGGUUGUAAUAUUAUGAUAUUAUGUGUGUAGCAGGUUGCCUAACUAGCCCCUUCUGCAUAAUUAGUUCUCAAUAAUAUUACUUUUAGCAUAAAGUAAGGAAAUAUAGAGAGGAGAAGCAUAGUUCCACCUUGCAAUCAGUCUUGCUUUCAAUCAAUUCCACAACCAACAUAUAAAUAUAAUUAUGUGCUUGAUACAUAGCUUUAUAAUCUACAGUGUUGCCAUAUUGAUUCAUCACAGUCUAAACAUGAAUGGCUUGUUGUUCUCACCCACUAUUCAUAAUCAUGCUCCUUCACUUUGACAGUUUUCAAAUGAAGUUGGACAGUGUCCAAUAAUUGAAGGAGCAUAAUUAUUACAAAUUGACAGUCACUCUCUCACAGGUCAUACACACUCAGUAGGAGUAAUAUAGGAGUAUGGACUAUA